Dendrobium catenatum is the source of this 2037-nucleotide messenger RNA. RefSeq lists its product as uncharacterized. The coding region runs from base 1 to 2037 and encodes 678 amino acids. Lineage: Eukaryota; Viridiplantae; Streptophyta; Magnoliopsida; Asparagales; Orchidaceae. The record is from RefSeq and is a predicted model, not a curated record. The transcript is spliced from 3 exons.
AUGCCUUUAAUUAUUAAAGAUACUCAAGCUGGGUUUAUCAAAACUAGAAUUUCUACGGACAACAUCAUUUUAGCUCAAGAGAUUCUUUCAUUUGCUAAUAAAGGAAAGAAAAAUUUGUUUUGUGCCAAGUUUGAUAUUCGUAAGGCUUUCGAUACGGUAUCUAGGGAUUUUGUAUUGGCUAGGCUUGAGCAGAAAGGGAUUCCUCCUCUUUUUAUAUCCUGGGUUAAGGCUUGCAUCUGUGAUGUUAACUUUUCUGUUAUUGUAAAUGGGGCUCUUGAAGGAUUCAUUCCAUCCACAGCUGGUUUAAGACAGGGAUGCCCAUUAAGCCCUUACCUAUUUUGUUUUGUGAUGGACGCAUUCUCUUCUCUCAUUGACAACAAUCAUUUCAUGGGUGCUCAUUUUGGGAAUUUUAAGAUUUCUCAUUUGCUUUAUGCUGAUGACCUUCUUGUUUUUGGUGAAGCAUCCCCAGCCAACUGUGAUAAUCUGAUGCAAAUUAUUUCUAAAUUUUCCAAAUCCUCUGGACUUUUUAUGAAUUUGGAUAAGAGCUCCAUUAUGCUUCCCAGUCACAUUAUCAAUGACAACUCUAUCUGUAGGUCUCUUGGCCUUAACCACAAGGAGAUCAUCAACUAUCUAGGAAUUCCUAUUUCUUUUAAGAGGAUUAAAAUUGCUGACUUCUCCCCUCUCAUGGAAGAAGUCUCCAGGAAGCUCUCUGAUAUUACUGUGGUAAGAAAACUCCACCUUGUUGCCUGGGAUACUGUUUGCAAGCCUAAAAACAAGGGUGGUCUUGGUCUGCCUAGCAUACCUGCUCUGCAAUAUGGGUAUAAUUGCUCUUUAAUUCAUAGAAUUUACACCCGUAAAUUCCCUCUGGCUGACUGGGUAUUUAUGAUAUAUGGCUCUCCUUGGAAGCCUCCUGAUUCUAAGGCCACUAAAUUUUGGAAAGCUAUUUGCUCUACUGCUAUUGAUUCUAAGGCUAACUGGACUCAUUUUGUUACACCCUCUUCUCCUUCUUCUUUUGUUUGGGAUUACUGGUGUAACAAAAAUAGAAUUGUGGAUUUGUUUUCUUUGUCCAGUAUUUUCGGCAACACUUCUGUUAGCAAGUUCAUUGUUGAUGGCUCUUGGCAACUUCCAAUUAAUAUUCAUAGUGUGGCUGUUAAUUGCAUUAGCAGUAUUAUUAUUCAUGAUAAUUACAGAGAAUGCCUGGUUUGGGACACGGUUACUGGUAGAAAAGCUAAAUUCAAAGAUUUUGUCUCAGAUUAUUAUAAAAUGCUUCCUCUUUGCCAGUGGGAUUGCUUUAUUUGGCACAAAAAGCAUAUUCUUAGGUACUCGGUUUAUUCCUGGCUUUCUUUAGUUGGUGGCCUUAAAACUGCGGUUGAGCUUAAUAGGAGAAAUAUUGAUGUGGAAAUCACUUGCUCGUUAUGUAAUGGCUACCCGGAAUCCACUGGUCAUCUGUUUUUUGAUUGCUCUUAUUCUCAUUCAGUCAUUACAGCUCUCAUUCCGGAUUGUGCCUCGAUUCUUCUUAGGCCCAAUCUUAUGCAAUUGUUUGACUGGGUGAAUGAUAAUCCUAAUUUUGAUGCACGCACUAAAUGGCUUAAAUAUUUAACUAUUUGUUGCUCUUUAUACUUUAUUUGGAGAGAAAGGAAUGAUAGAAGAUUUGCUUUGACUGCUGCAUCUUCGUCUUCUGUGUGUGUGAAGAUCAAAAAGGCAAUUUUGGCUAAAGUCAUUAAAUGGAGAAAGGAUAAUUCGAUGCAGGAUCUUUUCUUUCCUGUUCACUGCUUUCAUAUUUUUCUGUAUUUGCUGGAGGCUUAUGUGGAGUUUUUUUGGACCCGCUGGGGUUAUGGUGCUGGGGGCAAUGAUGCUCAAUUGCUGGGCUGCUCCCAGGAUGGCGGUGGUUUGCAACCACUGUACUUGGACGGCAAGAUCUGCAACCGGGAGCUCCGAAUUCCUCUGGCUUCAGCAAUUGGUUUUACACUGAGCCCAACUAUUCAGCUUCCAAAAUUUAUUUUGGGGUUUUUAAUUUUUGACAUGUGUAAAUUUUGA